GGCGCAGUAGCAUAACAUGCGCGGUUUUUCUUAAAUAAAAUUAAUUAAAAAAAUAACAAUUACACAAGUGAGAAUUUUGCCUGCUGGAAGUUCAAUUACAACAGAAUGACGAUUUCCACAAACAUAGAUAUUAUCAGGAGUGUAAUGGAUGGUGUGAUUGACAAUGGAAGUUUGGAAGCAAAGAAAUUCCCCAUAGAAUACAGGGUGUAUCCAAUACGAUGGCUGGUUCUCUUUAUAUUCGUUUUGUACUCUGCCAGUAACUCUAUGCAAUGGAUUCAGUACAGCAUCAUACAAGACACGGUUGUAUCGUACUAUGGGGUGCCAGAAAUCGCAGUGUACUGGACUUCUAUGAUCUACAUGCUCGCUUAUAUCCCUUUAAUCUUUCCUGCUAGUUAUCUUCUUGACAGAACAAAUCUUCGAGUAACAAUAAUAAUAGGUUCGUUCGGAAACUGCGUGGGCGCCUGGUUAAAGGUCCUCUCAGUUCGCCAGGAUUUGUUCUGGCUCAGCUUUCUGGGGCAAACUGUGUGCGCAUUCGCUCAAGCCUUUGUACUAGGCAUACCGCCACGUUUAGCUGCUGUCUGGUUUGGUGCUGAUCAAGUAUCAUCUGCUUGCAGCAUAGGGGUAUUUGGUAAUCAGCUAGGUACCGCUGUGGGAUUCCUGAUAACGCCAAUGAUAGUCCAGGCACAAGGUUCUAUGGAGCAAAUAGGAGAAGAUUUCAAAUUUCUCUUCUACCUUGUCGCAGGCUUCACUACUUUACUCUUAGUUCUCAUUAUUUUGUUCUUUAAAGCAGCACCAGCCACACCACCUUCAGCAGCAGCAGACCAGGAAUCAGCAGUUGACUCAAACUUCCUCAAAUCUUUGAAGUCUUUACUGACGAAUCGAAACUACGUCCUGUUACUAAUCUCUUAUGGCAUGAAUGUUGGUGUGUUCUAUGCUAUUUCGACGCUGCUGAAUGAAUUGGUGUUGAGGUAUUACGUGGGAGCAAAUGAAGACGCAGGUAGAAUAGGCGUCGUGAUUGUGGUAGCAGGAAUGGUUGGGUCUGUUGUUUGUGGGGUCAUCAUAGACAAGACUCACCGGUUUAAGGAGACAGCAUUUGCCGUAUAUGCUGCGUCAACCAUCGGAAUGGUUAUAUUUACCUUUACUUUGAACUGUGGAUACAUCGGUGUUGUGUACUUCAGUGGCAUUUUGCUUGGAUUUUUUAUGACAGGAUACUUACCUGUAGGAUUCGAAUUCGCUUCAGAAGUCACUUACCCAGAACCUGAGGGCACAACGUCAGGUCUACUUAAUGCUGGUGUUCAGGUUUUUGGUAUAGUUUUAACCCUGCUCUUCCAAUGGAUGCUUGGUACAGUUGGGGACAGAUGGGCGAAUGUGACCAUGUGUGCUAUUCUCGUUCUUGGCACUGUCAUCACAGCUGUCAUACAGUCGGACUUACGACGUCAAGCGGCAGAAAAGAAAGUGCCGAAAUAGGACUUCAUGCAAAUACAAAUGUUAAAUGCUUUACUAGAGAUGUGCUAAGUACUUGUUAAUUAGUUAUAAUCAGUAGAAGAAGAGUUUGAGAAUCAGAUUGUUCGGUUAAAGAUGGGAUAGUAUUGUGUCGGUAAACUAAUAGAAAUACAGGUACUCGAUAAACUUACUGCAUGUAAAACAACUGUGUGAGUCAGCAUUAUUUACUUUGGGAUUCCUAUAAAGUAUACCAUUGUACCAUGAGUAAAAUUAAGUAUUAUUAUUGCGUACUCCGUACUGUAUUUAAGUAUUUGUUAUGCGCUAGCGAAGUAAGAUUUUUUAUGCAAAUUACGCACACUUGGCUAAAAUAGAUUUAUAGAAGUUAUUUUUUUUAGUUUAGUUUUAUAAGUAUAAGACUUCGAGUCAGAUUAUUAUUCUAGGGAAAAGUAGUUCUUUAAACUAUUGUGGUUUAUUUGAGGAACGGCUUAUUUUAGGUUUCGAUUAUUUGUCACUUGUUUAUUCUGUAAUGUUUAACAUAAUUUACAAAUAAAGCUUUAAAAUACAUCAAUACGUUUAGUAAUUAAUUAUUAAUAUGUUUAAAAUUAAAUUCGGCAUGGAUUGUUUA
Pieris brassicae (large cabbage white) is the source of this 2068-nucleotide messenger RNA. RefSeq lists its product as uncharacterized. The record is from RefSeq and is a predicted model, not a curated record. Gene Ontology annotation, cellular component: membrane. NCBI's taxonomy places the organism in Eukaryota, Metazoa, Arthropoda, Insecta, Lepidoptera, Pieridae. Gene Ontology annotation, biological process: transmembrane transport; heme export. The coding region runs from base 106 to 1467 and encodes 453 amino acids. Gene Ontology annotation, molecular function: heme transmembrane transporter activity; heme binding. The transcript is spliced from 7 exons.